AUGCCGGGAUGGUAUUACGACAAAAAAGAGCUCAGACAUUCCCCGUCUGCACAAGAUGGAAUCGACUACAAAACAGAAAUGCGAUAUCGCAAGGAAGGUGCAAGACUGAUCAUUAACACCGGCUCCAAGAUGGACCUGGGCUACAACACCAUGGCCACUGGGGUCGUGUACUAUCACAGAUUCUAUAUGUUUCACUCCUUCAAACAGUUCCCAAGAUAUGUAACAGCAUGCUGUUGUCUCUUCCUUGCCGGGAAAGUAGAAGAGACUCCUAAAAAAUGUAAAGAUAUAAUCAAAACAGCCAAGAGCCUACUGACUGAUCAGAAAUUCACCACUUUUGGGGAAGACCCAAAAGAAGAGGUGAUGACUUUGGAACGCAUUCUCUUGCAAACAAUCAAAUUUGACCUGCAAGUGGAGCACCCAUACCAGUACUUGUUGAAAUAUGCCAAGUGUCUCAAAGGGGACAAGCAAAAGUUGCAGAAGAUGGUGCAGAUGGCAUGGACCUUUGUCAAUGAUAGCCUCUGUACCACCCUGGCUUUACAGUGGGAGCCUGAGAUAAUUGCUGUAGCUCUCAUGUAUCUGGCUGGUAAACUUAGUAAGUUCGAGGUGGUAGAUUGGAUGGGCAGGAACACCAAACAUUGCAGGUGGUGGGAUAUGUUUGUAGAAGAUGUGACCAUGGAUCUGUUGGAAGAUAUUUGCCAUCAGGUUUUAGAUUUGUAUUCUCAGUCAGAUGCUCCAAUCCAUCCAGACAGCCCACCAUUGCAUUCUAAUGCUAAGCAGCAGAUGCCUUCUUUGAGACCAUCCAAUGGUCAGGAGAAAACUUUGUCUCCAGACAGGCCCCCCUCCGUCAAUGCCAAGGGCCCCCCGCUCUCAGACGUGCCCCAGUUCCCCUACCAGACGUUCACCGGAGCGCCGCCUCCAGCGGCGGCGUAUGCCUCCGUGUUCCCGUCGUCGAUGGCGGGGCCGCCGGGGGGGCCGCCGCCUCACCUGAGCGGGCCGCCCCCGCAUAUAGCUGCUCCCCCGCCUGCAGUAUUUUCCUACGUCAAUCACCCGCCUCCGUUCUCGACGGUGGUGCCUCCCGGAGCGCCCCCUUACUUUCCAGCGAACGCCCCGCCACCAGGACAGCCUCCCCAACACAGGCCCUACUACCCCCCACAGUAAGGGCUAUCGAAUUCA
Molecule: messenger RNA, 1173 nt
Organism: Phaedon cochleariae (mustard beetle)
Lineage: Eukaryota; Metazoa; Arthropoda; Insecta; Coleoptera; Chrysomelidae
Source: the annotation of a GenBank genome assembly